UGGCGGAACUGAUCGCCUCCGUCUUUAGUGUCUGUACGGACUAGUUAACCCGUCACACACGCUGAAGCGCAGUUUGGAGAUGGCUGUAACCCUCCACACCGAUCUCGGAGACAUAAAGAUAGAGCUGUUCUGUGAGCGCUCUCCCAAAUCAUGUGAGAACUUCCUGGCCUUGUCUGCCAGUGGUUUCUACAAUGGCUGCAUCUUCCACCGAAACAUCAAGGGCUUCAUGGUGCAGACCGGAGACCCCAUCGGCACUGGUAAAGGGGGAACGAGUAUAUGGGGACGGAAAUUUGAAGACGAGUUUAGCGAACACUUGAAACAUAACGUCAGAGGAGUGGUCUCCAUGGCCAACAACGGGCCCGACACCAACGGCUCCCAGUUCUUCCUGACGUACGCCAAGCAGCCUCAUCUGGACAUGAAGUACACCGUGUUUGGAAAGAUCAUCGAUGGUUUGGAGACACUGGAUGAACUGGAGAAACUUCCUGUCAACGAAAAGACGUUCCGGCCUCUGACUGAAACCCGAAUGAAAGACGUCACCAUCCAUGCCAACCCUUUCGCUAAUUGAUGCGGCUCAUCGAUUUUUUUUACUUCUCUUCAUGUGUGAGAUAUCAAAUUCAUUGUUGGAAUGUUUUGUUUUUGAGUAAAUUUGUAACUUACGCAUUACUUUGUAAUAAAUAAAUUCGUCAAAUGUGUUUCAA
Gadus morhua (Atlantic cod) is the source of this 698-nucleotide messenger RNA. It is a transcript of the gene ppil3, whose product is annotated as peptidylprolyl isomerase (cyclophilin)-like 3. Lineage: Eukaryota; Metazoa; Chordata; Actinopteri; Gadiformes; Gadidae. Gene Ontology annotation, molecular function: peptidyl-prolyl cis-trans isomerase activity. Gene Ontology annotation, cellular component: catalytic step 2 spliceosome. Bases 80 to 565 code for a protein of 161 amino acids. The record is from RefSeq and is a predicted model, not a curated record. The transcript is spliced from 6 exons. Gene Ontology annotation, biological process: protein folding; protein peptidyl-prolyl isomerization.